This is a messenger RNA of Pundamilia nyererei, 3486 nucleotides long. RefSeq names its product GATA zinc finger domain-containing protein 14-like. NCBI's taxonomy places the organism in Eukaryota, Metazoa, Chordata, Actinopteri, Cichliformes, Cichlidae. The record is from RefSeq and is a predicted model, not a curated record. The coding region runs from base 521 to 2788 and encodes 755 amino acids. The transcript has 6 exons.
CCUCAAGCUGAUCAGUGUGUUGAAUGGACUAACCACCUUGGCGACUCCAGACUUGCAACAGUAGGUAAUGGCAAUGUGAUGGAUGGUUAGAAGCCAAAGUUAAAAGGAUUAUUCCUGGCCAUCGAACACAGAAGGUCUUUGAAGCCAGAAGAAAUCACCUGUCUGGCGGUGACCCAGCACCUCAUCUCAGACAAAGUGGAUGAAUCUAUCAGCUGAACUUUCUCAACCUGUUAACUUACCAUGGUGCCAAGAAAGCUUGCGUGAUUCUAAAAGGUGUUCUUGAAGACAAGCAGGUGGAGUUUAACAGUCCCCUUUGUUCCCAAUGUUCCCAGUGUUUUUAGAGCCCUUCCUUGGAGUUUCUGUCACUUAUCCUCUAAAGGGAAUUUAUUUUGUUGACAUGAUUAGCACCAACACCUCUCAAUCAGAAGCAAAUGAUUUCCAUUGAUGGUGUUUGUCCCCACAAAACUAAAGCCUUUGAAGACUGUCAAUUUCCGAGGAAUAAUUUGGACUCUGACCAGAUAUGGCCAGAGACGUCUGUCCUCUGAGCCAAAUGCCUUUGUCUACAAAGCACGUGCAACGGGUGGGAGCUACUCUGGGGCUUGUCCUCCCUUUCAUCCCCCUACGAUCUCUUAUUUUCUAUUACUUCCUUUCAUGUGCAGCAGCAGCAGGUAGUUUACCUGGCAUAGAAUAUGAUUAUGGCAUUAGCCCCAAAUUUGUUUGUACUCCCAUUCCCCCAGAAGCAGAUCCCAGCUGCUUCUCGCCACCCAAUGUUCCCCAUGGACCAAGCAGUAACAGCCAUAGCAGUGACCACAAUGGUGGGAGCAGGCGAGGCAUGAUGUCCGACGAGGCCAAAGCCACUAUUCUGCACUUGCGUGAGAGCCUUGUGAGGCAGAAGGAAACCAUCCUGGACCAGCGAGAGACAAUCAGGGAGCUGAAUGCUAAGCUCACCUUAUGUGAGGGCUUUGGGGGUCACCACAGCACUGGUCACCAUGACAGUCAUCACGACAACCACCAUGACAAUCAUCACGAUAGCCAUCACGAUAGCCAUCAUGACAACCAUCAUGAAAACCAUCAUGAAAACCAUCAUGAUAACGACCAUAACAACCAUCACGGUACCCACCAUGACGACCAUCAUGGACAUCACGGCAGCCAUCAUGCAUCAUUAUCACUGCACCAUGGGCCUUCAGGAUAUCACAGCAAUGACCACCAUUAUUCCCACGGCAGCCACAGACUGGACCACAACAGGAAGGGCUCGUCAUAUAGCAAACACAGUUCCUUCUCUCCAGAACAGACUGGAAAAACCCUGCAGACACUAAAGGAGAGGCUGGAGAACUUGCAGGCCAGGAACUCCUCCAGCUCCUAUUCCAGCUCCCUGAGAGAACUUCUGCAGAGGAAGAUCAAUGCUUUAGAGGAACAGCUACACAGGUACUACAGAGAUCACCAUGACUAUGGUCACCAUAAUGACCACCAUGGAGAUCAUCAUGAUGACCAUCAUGGCAACAGCCACCAUGAUAGCCAUCAUGAUGGCCACCAUGGCAAUAGCCAUCAUGAUGACCACCACGAUGACCACCACGAUGACCACCACGAUGACCACCAUGAUGACCAUCAUGAUGACCACCACGAUGACCAUCAUGAUGACCACCAUGAUGACCAUCAUGAUGACCACCAUGAUGACCAUCAUGAGGACCACCAUGAGGACCACCACAAUACCCAUCACAGCAACCACCAGAAUAGGCAUUGGUACAACCGCCACACUGGACACCAUAAUCGCCAUCGUGAUCACCAUCGUGACCACCACUAUGAUGGGCACCAUGGUCGGCAUUAUAAUCAUUUCAGCAGCCACCAUAAUGACCAUCAUGACGAUCAUCACGAUGAUCACUAUGGUCAUCAUGAUGACAGUCAUCACAGAGAUCACGAUUACCACCAUCGACCUGGAUACCAUGACAACCACCAUGAUGAUCAUCAUGACAACCACGAUGAUCAUCAUGACACCCAUCAUGGCAAUGACGACCACGAUGACCACCACCAUGACAAUGAUCAUCACCCGCGACGGCUUCCUUACACCAGUAAAGAAACGAGUCUGAGGGGCACUGGACACAGCAAGCUGGAAACAGUACUAAGCCAACUGCACCACAGCAGCACUGACCAUGGGAACCAAAAGCUAAAGAGUCCCACUGCCUUCCUGUUAGACUUCCCCAUGAGGACUAACUACAUGUAUGGCAGGAUGAGGCGGUCAGUGGUGAUGGAGAUCUUUGCCUUGACCAUCUGCCUGUGGCUGAAGGCAGGUGCAGGUCCUGGUCUUGGCACUCCCUUCUCCUACUCGGUGCCCGGGCAAGCUAAUGAGCUGGUACUAAUUGAAUGGGGCAGCAAUCCCAUGGAGCUGCUAAUUAAUGACAAGGCGGCGACUUUGCCCAUAACUAUGACAGAUGAAAAGUGGCAUCACGUGUGCGUGACGUGGUCCACACGUGAUGGUGUCUGGGAGGCCUACCAGGAUGGAGCGAAGAAAGGCACAGGGCAGAACCUGUCAGCCUGGCACCCAAUCAAACCAGGAGGGAUUUUCAUCCUUGGUCAGGAGCAGGACACAAUGGGAGGCCGCUUUGACGUCACUCAGUCUUUUGUGGGAGAGCUGUCAGACCUCCAGUUCUGGUCCAGAGUGUUGACAUCCAGUGAGAUUUACAGCCAAGCAACCUGUGGCGGCCACCUUGUUGGUGAUGUCAUGUCAUGGUCGGAGGAGUCGGUUGAGCUCCACGGAGGCCUCACUGAGCUUUCUUUUGAUCCCUGCCACUAAAGAUGGACGCUGACCCCAGGGCUGUAGGAUUAUCCUUUUCUAGUAAUUGAUAACAUGGUUGUGUCAAAAAUGGCUGACAAGUGGAAAUACAUUAUUUGAUCAUUGGUCAACCAUAAAGCGAUCGUUUCUUUCAUUUCUUCUUCCAUCAUGUUGGCUGCAGAACUUUAAUAGCACAAGCUCAGCUGUGGGCCACGAGCAGUGUGAGGACUUUGGUUGUUUGUUUUUUUUGUAUUUUUCCAUUCCUGCCGGAUCCUUCUGCCUUCUCCACCUACACCCUCACUUCCUCGCUCGAACGCUCCCAGCAGGACACCUUUGAAGGCUCCAAAGAGUGCAGGGCUUUGGAUUUACUGGCUGCACGCUCAUGACUGCAGCACCUCUAAGAGAUCCAACACACAUAAUAGGAUUUCUUUCAAUUGGAACAGGCCCAAAGGUUGCUGGUUUACCAUUAACUGCCCUGCGCUAGCUUGUUCUGUGCGGUUUAUGAGCAACAUAGACAUUACAGAAGGUGAAAGAGAUGCUAAACGAAGCCACAUAGAAACCUGAGUGAGGACUUGUGCGUGCUGCUAAAGAACCGAUAGAAAGGUUGCAGUACACAGCAGGGAAAAGCACUGCAUACUGAUGGUUGUUUUGCACAUUGAGAUUUUGGCAGACUAUUCUUUUUGUAUUAGUAUUUCAUAUUGAAAACUCUAAAAAUAUGU